Molecule: messenger RNA, 1737 nt
Organism: Adineta steineri
Lineage: Eukaryota; Metazoa; Rotifera; Eurotatoria; Adinetida; Adinetidae
Source: the annotation of a GenBank genome assembly
AUGAUGCAUCUUUGUUUAUUACCCUAUAGUGAUACACAAUUUUAUUAUCGUCCAUCAAUGAAUCCAUCUCUUAAAUUUCGUUCUUCAAUAUCUAAUAAUGAAUCUUAUAUGGAUAAAGUAACAAGACUUACAGUUGAUUUAUCAACAUUAAUUACAGAGAAUAAUUUAUCAUUAUCAUCAGUUCAUUUUUUCUCAAAUAUUUCUACAUUAACUUUAGCUAAUAAUGAAUGUGAUUUAUCAGUUGAAUUUCUAAUGGCUUCGGAGCAAGAUCCUAAACAACCAUUGAUAAAUCCUUUUGUUCAUAAAGAAUCAUUAUAUACUGAACCAAUACCACCAACAACAGUGUUAGAUAUGAUUCCUCAUCCACUAUCAAAUAAAAGGAAACUUCGACGUACAGUAUCAAUAAAACCUUCCGAAAGACACGCUUAUGUGACUAAUUUGAGUGAACGAUUAUCUGCACGAAAAUAUUUACAUCGUCGUCUCGCUUUUGUAAGUGAUCUUACGUGUGGUAUUAGUAUGUUGGGUAUUAUAUUAAUGGUUAUUGGAAAUGAAAUAACUUUCGAUCAAAUUAAUGACAGAGACACACCCACUAGUUGGUUUAUCAAACUAAUACUUACAUUUUCAACUGUAAUUCUUGUUGUUCUUAUACUUGUUUAUCAUCGUUUGGAAUUAGCUUUAUAUUCUGUUAAUAAUUGCAUUGAAGAUUGGCGUGUUGGGCUAACAUUCAAAAAAAUAAUAUUUAUUAUAUUUGAAGUUAUUAUUUGUUUUAUUCAUCCUAUACCACUGGCGUAUCCAACAGAAAGUCGUAUGCAAGAACUAGAUGCAAAAAAUAAUAUAACUACAACAUCAGGACAUCCUUUGACUUAUAUAUCUCUUGAUGUUGCUCUUGGUCUUCCAAUGUUUCUUCGUCUUUAUUUAUUAUGUCGUUGUAUUGUCUAUCAUUCACAAUUGGUUCGUAAUGCAGCGUCUCGAUCAUUUGGUUAUCUUAAUCAAGUAAAAAUUAAUUUUUCCUUUCUCAUAAGAAUUUAUCUUCAACAAUGGCCAACUCGUUGCUUAUUGGUAAUUUGUAUUAUGUCAUUUCUUAUUGGAAGUUGGGCUUUACGUGCUUGUAAUUAUAAACCUUCUGGUGAUGAUCAUUUUCCAAUGUCUGAUGCAAUGUGGUUAUUUACUGUAACAUUUACUUCUCUUGGAUAUGGAGAUUUAAUUGCAUCAACUCAUUGUGGAAGAGUGGUUGCUGGUAUGGUUUCUGUCUAUGGUCUUUUUGCAAGUGCACUUCUUAUUGCUGUACUUGCACAAAAAUUAAUGCUUGAUCGAUCAGAAAAAUAUGUACAUUCUUUUGUUUUAAAUACCCAAUUGACUAAAGAACGUCAAGAACAAUCAGCAAAUAUUAUCAAAUUUGCAUUAAAAUUAUGGGUUUGGAAAGGACAUACUAAAUCAUUUUCAUUUGCUCAUUAUCUUCGAAUACAAAGAAAAUUAUUUCGCUCAAUAAAAGUUGUUCAAGCGAUUAGACGACAAGAACAAGUUUUAAUUGAUAAUAGUAUCGAUCAAGUUGAAUUAGCAACAAUGCAGCAUAAAACAAUCACUAGAACAGAAUUAACAAACAUAAAAAUAAGAAAAAUGGAAGUAAAAGUAGAUAAAAUGGAAGAACAACUUACGAAUGUCAAUAAUACAAUAAAUAAUAUACAAAAUACACUUAAUAUUUUAGUUGAUAAAAUUUCAGGGGGAAAUAAUAUUUAA